CACUCGCAGUGCUGAAUUGCAAGAAUGGGGUGUCAUCGGAUCCUCCUCCGCCUCCUCUGUUUCCUCUUUUUCUUACAUUCCUCCUCCCUUCCCUUUGCCUCGCCGCUUUGCCCUCCUGUCCAACGCGAUGCCUUGCUCCUCUUUAAGAAUUCCUUCCUGCUCAAUCGCAUGGCGUCGGACUCUUGUGAUUGGUACGGCCAUCCGAAGACGAACUCAUGGAACAAGAGCGUGGACUGCUGCUCGUGGGAAGGCGUCACUUGUGACAGCGUCACCGGCAACAUCGUCGAUCUCGACCUUGCUUGCAGUCGGCUUCGUGGCGCUCUCCAUUCCAAUAGCUCCCUCUUUCUCCUUCGCCAUCUUCAGAAUCUUAACCUUUUCGGUAAUAACUUCAUUGGCUCGCGCAUUCCGCCUAAUCUGAGUGUAUUUGCAGAAUUGACUCAUCUCAAUCUCUCUGGUUCGAGCUUUGCGGGUUGGAAAAUCCAGUCUUCACAAUGCUUGUUCAGAAUCUCACAGCAUUGAGAAAGCUUGUUCUUGAUAAGGUAAACAUGUCCAUGGUUUCACCAAAGUCCUUCGCGAAUUUGUCUUCUUCU
Messenger RNA from Rhodamnia argentea, 590 nucleotides. RefSeq names its product receptor-like protein 9DC1. The record is from RefSeq and is a predicted model, not a curated record. The coding region runs from base 25 to 519 and encodes 164 amino acids. The transcript is spliced from 2 exons. NCBI's taxonomy places the organism in Eukaryota, Viridiplantae, Streptophyta, Magnoliopsida, Myrtales, Myrtaceae.